Messenger RNA from Sycon ciliatum, 1464 nucleotides. Its product is annotated as E3 SUMO-protein ligase ZBED1-like. NCBI's taxonomy places the organism in Eukaryota, Metazoa, Porifera, Calcarea, Leucosolenida, Sycettidae. The coding region runs from base 1 to 1464 and encodes 487 amino acids. The record is from RefSeq and is a predicted model, not a curated record. The transcript has 2 exons.
AUGCGCGAGCAUAUGAAGCGCGCUCACCCGCUCCUUUUCGGUAGAUGUGACGGUGAGAAGUCGUCGGCAAAGCAGUCAUCGAUGCUGCAGCACGUUGCUGUGAAGCCCGCGGCAAAGCAAAUGUCUGCGUCGACUGCCAAAGAAAUCACCGGCAGUCUGACUGACUGGCUUGUUCGUGAUCUACGGCCGUUGUCGAUCGUCGACGAUGUCGGGUUCCGUGACCUGAUGGGACGGGUAUCGCCCGGUUACGUGAUUCCGUCGAGGACUCACGUCUCCAAGCUGAUCGGGCAGCGCCACACCACCGGUCUCUCUGCCCUUACGAGUCGAUUGAAGUCCGUCUCUGGCUGCUGUCUAACGACGGACGCCUGGACAUCGAAGGCCACGCAGUCGUACAACACUGUAACUGUGCACUUCGUGACCGAAACUUGGGAAUUGGAGAGCGCUGUUGUCGAGACUGCUCUCUUUCCAGGCUCCCACACCGGCGUGAGGAUCGCGGAAAAGGUAUCGGAUGCAACGAAGAGAGUGGGACUCAAGCCUGCUCAGGUAAUUGCAGUGGUGCACGACGAAGCGAGAAAUGCGGAGCUUGCUGGUCGACACCUACUCCAAGAUCAUGGCUGGGAGUCAGUGACCUGUUCUGCCCAUCUCCUUCAAACGUGCGUGCGACAUGUGCUUGAAGAUUCAGCUCCUGCACAGAAAUUGUUGAGUGCUGCCAGGAAGUUGGUUGGGCACUUUCGCCAUAGCGGUCAAGCAACAGAGGCUUUGCUUGCAAAGCAGGUCCAGAUGGGGAGCACAUCACCUGUAAAACUGACCCAGGAUGUACCUACGCGUUGGAACUCUGCACAUGACAUGCUGAAACGUCUGGUUGAGCUACGACUGCCCGUCAUGGCUGUACUGACUGCUCCAGGCCAAAAUCGGAACUUGCUCUUGAAGGAUACCCAGUGGACACCAGCCGAGCAGCUGACAGCAGCCCUGGAACCACUGAAAGCAACUACAACAGUAUUCGGCGGCCAGAAGUAUGUCACCUCUUCUCUCGUGCUGCCUGUUGUGGCCAGUAUUAUCGAGAGGUACUCUGAGCCUGUGAAGGACACCUGUGUUCGUGCUGUGGAGAACAUCCGUGCUGCACUUGUGUCAGAGUUGCAGGUUAAAUUCCGUCUGUCAGACGUGACAUCGGCAUCCCCCCUCGUGCUCGCUGCAGCUUUGGAUCCCAGGUUCUGUGGCCUAAAGUUCACGUCCCAUGUCCUGUGUGAGCCGGAUGCUAUCAAGGCUGCACUAGCUGAGGAGAUGAAAAAGCACACCGCUCAACCACCUUCUGUUGUCGCGCAGGAACCGCAAGCCAAGCGCAAGCCCGAGGACACAGGCCUUCAAGCUCUGCUGCAUGGAGCUGUGUACGAUGCCACAGCUGUGGAGAAUGAAUCGCCUGCCCAGGAAGUAGCACGGUACAGGUCCUCCCUCGUUAGUAGAUAA